CCCACGGACUCAGACCACCGCCGCAGUGCUCCGCCUCUCCCUCCCCCCAUGGCCACCGCCGCAGUCCGCCGCCUCCUCCGUCCGCCCCCCUCCACCGCCUUGUCCACUGCCCGCCGCCUCCUCUCCUCCACCGCUUCCCCACCGCCGAACCGCAGCCCCAACACCAACAGCCCCGCCUCCUUCGACUGGUCCGACGACGACGAGAGUUCCCCCGCACCUCCACCGGCAUCCCCGGCAAAGAACCCCAUUCUGCCGCCGCCCUACGACCCCUUCAGCAAGAAGCCCGCCGUGGCCGACCCACCCGACCCCACCAACCUUCAGGAGGUCUUCCACCGGAUGCGCGCCGGAGGGCUCACCGACUAUGCCAUCAAGAUGUUCGACGGAUUGUCCAAGGACGGGCUCACGCACGAAGCGUUGGCUCUCUUCUCGGUCAUCAAGGAUAAGGGCGCCAUGCCUGAUGUCGUCGCCCACACCGCCGUCCUGGAGGCUUACGCGAAUGCUGGCCCCGCCCACUGGCGCGACGCCGUGCGGACCUACAAGCGCAUGCUCUCCAGCGCGGUAGCGCCAAACGCGUACACCAUGGCCGUGCUCAUCAAGGGGCUUGCGGCGAGCGACCGGUGUGCAGAGGCAGGCAAGUACCUGCUGGAGAUGCUCGACCGUGGGAUGCGGCCCAAUGUGGAGACGUGCCUGGCUGCCUUUGAGGCGCACGUCAGGAUGGACAAGGUGGAAGAGGGGAAGGCUCUGCUGGAGAUGAUGAAGAAGAAGGGGUUCACGUUGGACGAGGAGGCAGUGCGCAGCGGUACCGUCAAGCGGGGGCAUGUCUUCAAGGGUGUCAUGAACCUGCUCUUUGGAAAGUGAUAAUGGUAUGCACACUGUUUUGUUAAUAUAGGACAUGUUGUUGCAUAACCAAUUGUUGGUUCGUAACUUGUCAGGAUUCUACUUGAAAUCGAAAUGUCUACUGGUUGUCUGUUGCACAGGACCGGGUUGA
Triticum dicoccoides is the source of this 988-nucleotide messenger RNA. Its product is annotated as pentatricopeptide repeat-containing protein At4g38150-like. Bases 49 to 858 code for a protein of 269 amino acids. Gene Ontology annotation, molecular function: protein binding. The record is from RefSeq and is a predicted model, not a curated record. The transcript has a single exon. NCBI's taxonomy places the organism in Eukaryota, Viridiplantae, Streptophyta, Magnoliopsida, Poales, Poaceae.